Messenger RNA from Paramecium tetraurelia, 2010 nucleotides. RefSeq lists its product as uncharacterized. The transcript has 3 exons. Lineage: Eukaryota; Ciliophora; Oligohymenophorea; Peniculida; Parameciidae. The record is from RefSeq and is a predicted model, not a curated record.
AUGAAUUAAUAAAAAGAUAAGCCAUAAAAACCGGAAUGUUCGCCAAUCUCUGAAUAGAAUGAUUUCUAAGACACAACGUAAAAGAGGGAUUUCCCUGAAUUGAACCAAUUGUACAGGGAAAAAGAGGAUUUGAUCAAAUGGUUGCUUGACUAAUUAUAAAUUGCUUAAAGGUUAUGCACUCAAAUAGUAACAAUCAAAAACAAGGAUUAAAUCUAGGACUUUUAGGAAUUAAAGCGCAUUCUUGAUGAGUCAUUAGAAAAAGCAAAAAAUUAGGGGUAUUCUUAAGAAACGAGUGUUAACCCAUUUGAUUCACCACCAAAAUAUAUUUCUGAUAAGGAAAUAAUUGAUUCAGAUAUUAAAACCAAAAGCUAAAAUAAAUUCAUCAAUAAUCCCUCCGAUACCAAAUUAAUUUCAAAUACGAACAAUCAUGAAAUUAAGUGUAAUAAUUUAGAUUAUUUAGUUGGCCAUAGAGAUAAUUAAUAGAAAAUCUACUAAAAUACCAAUGCUUACAAUGAAACUCUUGAAUAAUCAAAGGCAAACUAAUAAGAAGAUUUUAAUUAAGAAAAUGGAGAUGAAGAAUUUGGAUCAUCAUGCCAUUUUAUUAAUUCCUCAUAUGAAUUAAGAGCGAAAGAAUCAUUUAUGCGGUUGAAAUAGAAUUAACUUAAACUCUCAUAAGAAUAUUUAAAUUUAUAAAGGGAAUUUAUAAUUUAUAAGGAAGCAUCAUAGAAAUUCAUUCAAAACGAUGUAAAGUUGUUAAUGCAACAAUUCAAAAUUUAAAUCUCCAAUCAAGUUAGAAGUUAGCCUUAAAUUUAAAAUUACGAACCAUAAAGUUAAGAAAUAACUAUUCAUUAAAAUAGAUAAAUUGAAUCUUAAGCUAACCAUAAUAUUUAUUAUUUGAUGUUUUCCAAUUACAAAGAAACUUUACUACAAUUAAGAACUCAGUUUGAAAGUCUAAAAUAGGGUUUGAUUAAUGAGAAUCAAAAAUUAAGAUUAGAAGUGGAAAAAGAGUUAGAAAAGUUUAAAGAAAAACUAUAAAGUAUAUUUAAGCAAAAUUAAUCGAAUAUAACAAAAAUAAAGGAUUUGUCUGAUAAUUUAUCUAUCAAACAUAAGGAGAAUGAGGAUUUGAAGAAAUCUUUAAUUAAUAUCAAAAAAGAAUUGGAUGUGGAGAGACAGAAUAAUUAAGAGUUAUAAAAUAGAUUUCAAGAACAAGCCAAUGAGGCUUAAUUAGGAUAGUUUAAUGAUUCAAAUGUUUAUUCUUUAUUAAAGAAAUUUGAAUAAAACUAAAGAGCGGUUUGUUAAAAUGGCAAUGAAGCAUUUGAAAAAUUGCAGAUGAUGGAAGAACUAAACUAAUAAGUGACUCAAAUUAAGAAAGCAGUUAUGAAAGAUUAUGAGACUCAAAUUGAAAAUUAGGAUUAAGAAAUAAAAAAGUAUGAAAUGAGAAUUAAAAGUUUAUAAGUGGAAAAAAAAUAAUUGGAAGAAAAUAUUAGAUAAAAUAAUCUCUAGGGUAUUCUAAAUGAUACAUUACAAAAAGUAUCAGAUUAGGAAAAAAAAAAUUAUGAAUUGUCUAUUGAAAUCAGCAAAAAAGCAAAUCAAAUUACUUUUUUGAAAGAACAAAUUCAAACAUUAAACGAUUUUGUUUAAGGAAAAUAAAAUGAAAUAAGAAAAUAAUUAAUGGAGGAGUAUAAAAAUAUAAUGAAAUUGUAAUUGGAAGGGUGUUACACUUUAUAAUAAUAAUCUAUUCUUUUUAACUUCUUAGGACUUAAAAUAUUUAGAUAAUACAUUAUUUCUGAAAAUUCUAACAGAACAUAAAUUGAUUUAACAAUGGAGAAAUUGAAUUAGUUUAAUUUGACAUGCCAAAAAAAAGAAAAUUAAAAAUUAAUGGAAUCCAAAGAGAUAGAAAGAUUUUAUAAAGAUUAUUAUGAUUAAUUGAAGGAUAUUUAUGAGGAGACGUUAUAACAAUUCAAAAGGCUAUUAAAGGAAAUAUAAGAGAGAAGAAUUAAAGCGUAAUGA